Molecule: messenger RNA, 1978 nt
Organism: Phascolarctos cinereus (koala)
Lineage: Eukaryota; Metazoa; Chordata; Mammalia; Diprotodontia; Phascolarctidae
Product: tetraspanin-33-like
Cellular component (GO): plasma membrane
Source: RefSeq, a predicted model, not a curated record
AUGCCAGGCCUUGGGGAGGAUGAGACUGUGCAUGUUGAGAUCUGCUCCUCUGCCUGGAGAGAAAGCUGGCUAGACGUGAUCCAGAGAAGACAACCCAGAAACCCCAGCUGUAGCGCUGCCAGAGCAAUGCGAACCAACCAGCUUGUGAAAUAUAUCUUGUUUAUUUCUUGUUACCUCUUCUGGGUGGCCAGUGGUGUGAUGAUAGCCGUGGGUCUAUAUGCAAAGCUUUCCAAAGAAUCAGGUGCUGUAGAUUCCCUUCUGGCAGAGCCCUCUCUCAUUGUAAUCAUUGUAGGGGUCCUCACAUUCACUGUCACCUUUGUGGGUUGCACUGGUGCUCUAAGGGAUAUGCCCUUGCUGCUGAAAAUGUUUGCCGUGAUGUUACUGCUGAUCUUUGUACUCCAGAUCGUGGCUGUGGGAGUGGCCUUUCUCUUGUCUGGCCAGGUGAUGGACAAGGCUGCAUUUCUCAUGGGAAAAGCCAUAGCCAGCUACCGGGAUGACCUGGAUUUGCAAAAUCUCAUUGACUACAUACAGAAGAAGUUUGAGUGCUGUGGGGUGCGGUCCUACCAAGACUGGUCCCAGAAUGAAUAUUUUGACUGUGGGGUCUCCAAUCCAAGCCUGGAGCGUUGUGCUGUCCCUUUCUCCUGCUGUGUCCUGGAGGAGGAACAGAAUGUUCUUAAUACCAUGUGUGGCUAUGGGACCCAGAAUCUGAAAGCCUGGAAGGCAGAAAGCAUGAUUCACACAGAAGGCUGUUUGGAGAAGAUAGUCACUUGGGGACGGAGUAACCUAUAUCUGAUUGCUGGGUUGGCCCUGGGCCUUUUGGCAAUGGAGGUUGUCAUCUUCUCUUUGGCUGUGACACUAAUUUACCAGAUCAGCUUUAUAAUUCAGAAGAGAACCGACACAAAGAGAGAGUCCUAAGAAGAGAAUUAGGCCAGAAAGAGGAGAACUUUGGGCUCGCUUCAGCCCUGGCCAGGGGGGAACGUAGAAUGUGAGAGGCAACCGAUCAGAGACACUCUUCCGCUCAAGUCACCCCAGAUGGAAAGCUGAGGAGCCCCUGAGCUAGGACCAUUGCCUAUGCAUGAGUCACUGACAUCUGGAAUGUGGCAGAUGCUCCUCAGAGGACCCAGUCCUCUGUCCUUUCCCUGAGGGGAAAGAAUGAAGAGUCAGAAAAUCUGGGUUUGAGUCAUGGGUCUGCCGCUAACUUACAAAUCAUGUCCCCCUUCUGGGCAUCAGGUUUUCUUUUUUAAAAUUCAAUUUUAUUUCAUUUUUCUAUCCCCCACCUUCCAGCCCCCCACUUGGAGAAGGCAAUGCAAACAAAACCAUCACAAAUGUACAGAGUCACGUAAAACCAAUUUUUGUGCUAUGGGCCUCAGUUUGUGUUGGACCAGGGUCUCUGUAAGGUCUUUAUUAGCUCUAACAGUCAAUGUUCUGUUUUUAUAGGCCCCUUUCCGCUUUCACAUUUUAUACUUUAUGGUCUAAAGGCCCUUUCUGUGCUAACAUUCUGUGUUUUAUGUUUAGGUCCCUCCCAGCUCUGACUUCCCUCCUGGCACUGACAUUAUAGGAGUCUAUUAGAUUUUUUUUUUUUUUGGUCCUUGGCCUGUGAUUUCCUUUGUAUAGGAAACUCCUCUACCCACACAGAACAGUACCUCCCCUUCAAUUUAGAGCCCUGGAGAGAGAAUUGCUUGAAGUUUAGUCAUUUUGCCAGAGGCCCCACAGACUGUAUGUGUCAGGGGUGGGGCUAGAAUCCAGGUCUUCCUGGUUCCAAGCCUGGUACUGUAUCUACUACACUGUAAUGCUGCUCAUGACUCUAGAUUCCAAUGAAAAGAAGUGCUUUCCUUGUGAGAUUUCUGGUGUUUCUGCUGUUGCCCAGAACACAGGACUGGUCACACUCAGAAUAGUUUCCAUGGAGAUGACUUAUCACAGAGGAUCUGGGUGCAGGAGGCAGGAGAAGAUGCAACUCUACAGGCCCAGAGGUUCUGUU